GACUGGGAUAGACUGGCUAGAUCUGAUCUCGAUACAGUAGUGCAGCCUCGUGCUACAGUGUAGCGUCUUGUCACCAUGGAGACACCCCGACUCAAAUGACUGUGGAUUUUAGCUAGCAGACUUUGGCAUUUGCCAGUUAGCUAGCAAACAUUGAAAAUCACGGAUGAAGAAUUAUUUCGAGAAUUUGCUCUGUUUUGGAACACUCCUGUGGACAGCGUGCCGACAAUCUUUGAUUAUAAAGCCAACACUGGACUGAUAGCAAGACACAUGCAUGCCGAGGUUAAAUAAAAUGACGUUAGCCAGCUAACGUUACUGUAGCCAGCUAUUGGAAGUGGUCAAAUGCCAGUCCAGAAUGUUAUCUAGCUAGCUAACAUUAGUGGUUGACAAAGGAAAGAAGACAUCCUACCUGAAACUGAAACAUGUUUAAGAACGAAUAUCAGGGUGGAGCUGCUGUAGAGAUCUUCAGUGCACAAGGGAAAGAUCCUGUUGCAAAAUGGAAACUUUGUGGAGGAAAAUCAGCUAUAAAUAAAGAGUUUGACAAAGAGGUCAAGAGCUUUGUGUACAGUCUGGAGGGGAGCAGCCAAGCUAUUAAAAUGCAGAUGCCAAAGGAUGGAAAAAUGUCUCUUGGACUGGUACAGAGAUUCUUGGUCCUCCAGGUGAAUGUUUCCCAAUGUAAAGACUUCUCUACAGAGCUUGUGAUAACUGAUUUAGGUCAUCUGAAAAGGAGGCUGUACCUAUCCACGGUUCAUAAAGAGUUCUCUGCUACACCCUUGCAUGCAAGGAUACCUUUCGGUCUGAAACGCAACGUUUGGUGCAACAUGUGCAUCGACCUUGUGUCAUUCACCAGUGAGCUGUUUAAAGGUGCAGGGUUCUUAUCCCUGGAUGGAAUCACUGUCUCUGCCAGCUGUAAGUUACGGAGAAUCUUCACCAUGAAGACUGAGCCUGCAGGGGCUUCUGAUGGAGACCUAUAUAUUGGUGUAAAUGGUCCCAUGGACUCGAUCCCUCGGAGCUGCCAGUUUCCCCCUGACGUCCACCAGGUGAUCCAGGUAAAGAACAUGGAGAGGCUGAGACUGGCAGACCUGAAGACUUGCCCUCAGUCUGAUCAGUCAGGCAGUGGCAGGGUAGCCAGUGCUGCUCGAGGCCCCAAGAUCCAGCCGGACGCCUCCCACAUCGCAUUUGGGUCGAGGGUUUUAGGACCCCCUCCACUGACCGGAAGGAAGAAUAGUGGACUCUCAGAGGGACAGGGACAGGACGGGAGGACACAGGACGGGAGAACACAGGACGGGAGGACACAGGACGGGAGGACACAGGACGGGAGGACACAGGACGGGAGGACACAGGACGGGAGGACACAGGACGGGAGGACACAGGACGGGAGGACACAGGACAGGAGGACACACCGGAGAAUGUAUAUGGGGUCUGUAUCUGGUGCAAGAACAAAUAGAACAGCUGCUUCAGAGAGAUAUCAGGAUCAUGGAGACUGGAGCGAGAAACAACCUGGUCCCAGUAGCCAGAAGAAUGACUCCGUUUAUGAGCUGGCAGGGAAGCCAGGGAGCCUGCAGCCGCGACCACCUAAAGACAGAGCGUCAUCAGACAAGGCGGGGUCCAGGAAGCUACGGGUACACAGUGCAGGGAAGGAGAAAUUGGCGCCUGGCUCAGACAAGUUGUUGUCUCCUAGACCUGUUGACGAGGACAGAACCUGUUUGGAGCCCUCCAAAUCUUCUCCAGAGCUUCUGUCUGGCCAGUCGACCCCUGUCCCUGACCUCCCCCCAUCACCAUUACCCCUGCAGGACUCGGACAGUAAUGACAGUGAAGGGGAGAGUGAUGUGAAUGAAGUCUCUGAGCCUCAGUUCUCAGUGGAAAACGUGUUCACCUUCUCUUCUUGGCCCCACUCAGCCAAGCGAGGACAGGGACAAGGAUAUGGAGACCAGGGACAGGGCCAGGGACAUGGAGAGACCUGCUGGACUGAGGAGGCAGCUCAGGCCACUGACACCUACGGCCAGCAGGACACGGGAGGGCACAGGGGGGCCAGGCCAGACGACGACUUCCUCGCCAGCGAGAGUGAGGAGGAAGAGACCUCCAGGUUCCUCUAUCAGAGGUCCAGUGUCCCCCCCAGCCCUGGUACUCCUGGUGUUCCCCCCAGCUCCUCCCCUGGUAUCCCCGGAUCAUCAGGCCUAGAUGAGGACACUCCGCCCAGAGCACGGCCUGGGUCCAGUGGGUCCAGUGGUGCAGACCGAACAUUUACCAUAGAGCGAACCCUAACCCACACAGACCCUGCAGGGUGUAAAACCAGGCUGGCUCCCCACACUGACUCCCAAGCAUACAGGAGAACAUUAGAGGUGCCUGGGAUGGUCCCAACCCGCUGCCGGUCACCCUGUCAGGGUACCAGGCAGGGGCAGAGACACAGCAGUCUGGGCCAGUCUGGACCUGGAGGAAGAGAAGGGGGAGCGAGCCAGACUCAGGACAGGAGCAGCAGCAGGACAUCACUGAGCAGGAGAUCUCUGCGAGAGAUCAUCCCCCGAGGAGACGCCACAUUAGACAAGGUGGGAGAGGAGAGGGCGGAGAGCAGGCAUGAGCCUGUUGGGUCCAGUAGUUGUGAUUUGCGUCUGUUGGACAGCCUGCGUAUGCAGGAGGAGGAGGAGCUACAUAUGCUUGCCAGUCUACGGCGGGAGCAGGAGGAAGAAGAGGAGGGGGGAGGAGCACCAGGUCUCAGUGCCUCUCAGAUCCACCAAUGUAACGUCAGCAUCAGCACCAGCAGUGAUGAGCCAUCCACCUGGACACACAUACCUAUGCCGGCCAAACAGGGCCAUCACUACCAGACGGAAAUGAACCCACUCUUACACUCCAAUCCAAGGGAAUGGAUGGAUGUCCUCAGCCCUCCCAUUAUUCCUCCUAGCCAGAAAAAAGGGAAGGGGUCAGAGGGCACAAGGGACCAUCGGAGUGGACCCCCGACCAGAGGGGCUGAUGGAUCAGUGAAUGGGGGAAAUGAGGAUGAGGAGGAGUACCUGAAUCUGCUCUAUGAUCCCUCUCUUAACUGCUACUUUGAUCCCCAGUCUGGGAAAUACUAUGAGCUGGUUUAAUUCAUCAAGCUUUUUGAUGAGCAAAAUGCAGGAAAAGAACAGAACAGGCAUGUUCACUGCUGGAAAAAUAGAUUUUUUUUUGUUUUACUUAAUUACGCUUUUCUGAACUAUUAAGGCUCCUUAGAAAAUAUUUAUACCAUUCUGUUAUCCUCGGUUGUAUUUAAUUUGGAAUGGUGAGGAUGCUCUUGUAAUUAAUUGUUUAUACAGUGACUUUUUAAAGUGUUCUGUACUGUAUAGUGUGUAUGCAGUAGUGUGUGUGUCAUGUGUGUCCUCUACACAUAUUUGUGAUUAAACGUGUUUGUUUUACCCUUG
Messenger RNA from Oncorhynchus kisutch (coho salmon), 3392 nucleotides. RefSeq names its product CFAP20 domain containing (gene cfap20dc). The record is from RefSeq and is a predicted model, not a curated record. The coding region runs from base 420 to 3080 and encodes 886 amino acids. NCBI's taxonomy places the organism in Eukaryota, Metazoa, Chordata, Actinopteri, Salmoniformes, Salmonidae. The transcript has 16 exons.